Messenger RNA from Cricetulus griseus (Chinese hamster), 573 nucleotides. Lineage: Eukaryota; Metazoa; Chordata; Mammalia; Rodentia; Cricetidae. The record is from RefSeq and is a predicted model, not a curated record.
GAAAUACCAGAAAUGGUCCAACACCCUACGGGUUCCGACUCACGCCAGAAGAAGAAAUGAGGAGACAGCGCCUCCACAGAUUUGAUGGCCAGUGACGUGGCACCGCGCCUGGGAAGACAUGGUCCAGCUGUGUGACUGUAGCCCGUUCAGUUUACUCCCCAAACCCCUAUUGGGUUUUAAACAAAAGCAGAGCACACACCAUUUAUCGUUGCAGAGCACUCGUGGCUGCCAUGAACUGUCUGUCACUCCAUGGCCCCUGUAUGUCCAGAUUGACAUGCCCAGCUGACACAUCUGGAAACUAGGCUUGCCCCGUGAAGUGCACAGCUUUCACUGGGUGGCCUGUCUGGCCCUGUGCUCACUUCUAAAACAAGAGUCACCUCUUCAGUUGGGACCAAUUUCCACACUCCCCUCUUUCUUACCUGACUCUGUGUCACAGCCAUUUGGGGUUGAAGACUGUGACCUUAAUAGGAAGUGGUUUUUCACCAGAUGAGAGGAUCCUCUCUCUCUCUCUCUCUCUCUCUCUCUCUCUGUCUGUCUCCCUGGUACGCUGAAUACUCAGCUUGGCAAGAGGUG